Laccaria bicolor S238N-H82 is the source of this 2039-nucleotide messenger RNA. RefSeq lists its product as uncharacterized. NCBI's taxonomy places the organism in Eukaryota, Fungi, Basidiomycota, Agaricomycetes, Agaricales, Hydnangiaceae. The transcript has 11 exons. The record is from RefSeq and is a predicted model, not a curated record. Bases 1 to 1596 code for a protein of 531 amino acids.
AUGCCUGAUGUCUUUUUGGAAAUCUGCCCAGCACAUCACACAUGUGAACGUUUUCACACUCACCCCGUUAUAAAUUCGUCUCCCAACCACGCCCAAAUGCCGUUGGUAGAGUUAUCUUACCCUUCCAAGAUCCCACUAUGGAGAGAGCGUAAACUUGGAGCGUCCGAAAGCGCGUAUGGGAGGCCCAUAACCACAGUUGUAGACCUACCAGAUGGAAGCAAAUGUUGUAUCUUUGAAGGUGGACACAUACAUGCCAUGGGCGGACUUGCUGAGCCAUUCCCGGCGGAACAGUGCAUAGCACCUUACAAGCCCGUUCCCCCAACAAAUCCUUUUGGGUUGCGACCAGGUGGCCUGCUUGUCAGCAUCAAUAAAGAAAGUCUUCCUUAUAUCAUGUAUGGCGAGAUAUGGGAACUCUGGAAAAGCCUGGGAUGGGUGGAUUCUGGAUGGGGGCGACCACUGACAGACGAACAACCCUUGGAGGACGGAGGGCGAUGUCAAGUGAUGGAGGGAGGUCACAUUCACAGUUACGCAGGUAUCGCAAAAGGAUAUCCAGCGGACCAAUGCACCGCACGAUACAAACCAACCACCCGAGCUUUGAUUUUCAACCAAAUGCGACAUGAGGAAAGUUCACUAGCCGAACAACGCUUCCAGCCUCCGCAUUUCCAAAGGAAGUGGUCUAUGCUCGCCCUUCAAAAUCAACCUCUUGCGAAUAGAUCAGUAGCGGAACUAUUGGGUACGCCCUGGCAUCGAUUAAAAGAAAAUGGCAAGAAGCCUGGACAGCACUUCCACUUCCUGGGAGGCUACCUCAUCUCUCUAGACAGCAAUCCAGAGCCACCGCCGAUGCAAGUCGCACAACACUCAUUUCCUCCUCCUUCGGACCCGUCUUUACCAGGUUAUCUCCCUCCCGGAGCGAGAUCGCCUUACGGAAGCCCUCCAGUUCAAUCUGGACCCCCAAUGUACCAACUCCCGCAGCAGUCGCCUUCAUUCCCCAGUGGUUCCAAGGGACCGAAUACCAUACCAAUUGAAUUGAUUCCACCUUUUGCUGUCUAUGGCACGAUCUCCGAGUUUUAUGUGAAGGAGGGGGGCGUAGACGGCAAAUACGGAAGGCCAUUGGCCGACGAGCAGGACCUUGGUGAUGGCGGAAGAUGCUCGAUUUUCGAGGGUGGCCAUAUCCACAUGUAUCGUGGCGUGGCACAGGGGGCUACUCCAGAAACUUGUACAGCACCGUACCAGCCCCGAUCCCCACCUCCGCCUUCUUCGACCAACUCCCCAAUUGCCAAUUAUCCAACUCAGGCUCCUGGUAUGCAUCACCAGCCGAACUGGGGAUCCACUAGCCCCCAACAUCACCAGCCGAACUGGGGAUCUACCAGCCCCCAACAUCACCAGCCCAACUAUCCCUCGACGCCUUCACCCCAAGUUUAUGGUCAAGGUCAGCCUGGCACGCAACAGCAGCAGGGCGCAGACGAAGUCCACAAACGAACUUGUGGUUGGUGGUAUUGCUUGACUGGUAUUGACAUGGAUCAGGCGCCUGAGGACUUUGGUCCAUGCCGCCAAAAGUCUUCCCGGAUUCACCUCCCAGACUCAGUUCGAGAAUGAAACCGCGUUCAUCACACACGCACUCGCGCCCAACAAACUCUUCACCCAAAUCCAUUCAACAUCACGUCGUCAUCCAACUUACUCAACUCGCAUCCAUCUGUAUCUGUCCCUGUACCCUCCCUCAAACUCGCACACUCCACUUCCGCCUCCCUUACAAUGGCCUGGUCAACCCAGGGAUCUUACUUGAUGCUGUCACCUUGUUCUUGACAGUCAAAAUGUUUGAACACCGGAAUACGGAGACUUUACAUAAUUCUUCUUAGCACGACCACUCUAUCUUUCAUCAUGCCAACCCAGUCUGCUGUAGGCCGUCCUCCCUUAGCUUAGCUACGCAUUUGCUACCUUCAUUCACUGAUCUGUCGAGGUAUCCUUUUUAGUUUACCUUAGUCUCUUAGUAGACGUAGGCAGGUGUCUUAUUGUAACAUUUGUAACACAGCGGUUAUUGU